Lemur catta (Ring-tailed lemur) is the source of this 3190-nucleotide messenger RNA. Its product is annotated as zinc finger protein 772-like. Gene Ontology annotation, biological process: regulation of transcription by RNA polymerase II. The record is from RefSeq and is a predicted model, not a curated record. Gene Ontology annotation, cellular component: nucleus. The transcript has 5 exons. Bases 225 to 1694 code for a protein of 489 amino acids. Lineage: Eukaryota; Metazoa; Chordata; Mammalia; Primates; Lemuridae. Gene Ontology annotation, molecular function: DNA-binding transcription factor activity, RNA polymerase II-specific; RNA polymerase II transcription regulatory region sequence-specific DNA binding.
UUUGCUUUUCGAUUAAUCCCCCAGAGCCGUCUCUGGAAUACAGUGUCAGACCCGCGGGGACAAGAAAGGAGAAAAAAAGAGAGAAGACGCUGUUUUCUCUGAAGAGAGGCAGGCCUGAGGCUCGGCAGUGGUGCUGCCGAGUGACCUGGCUGCUGGGGCGGGCCCUGGACGGCGGAUCCCUCGUUCCCAUACUUGUCUCCCCUUUUCCCUAGUCCGGGGGCCCGAUGGCGGCAGCCGAAUUGAUGGGCCCGGCGCAGGUUCCUAUGAUCUCAGAAGUAAUUAUGGACUCUAUACAGGGGCAGGUGAACUUUGAGGACGUGUUUGUGUACUUCUCCCAGGACGAGUGGGGGCUCCUUGAUGCGGCUCAGAGGCUCCUGUACCGUGAUGUGAUGCUGGAGAACUUUGCACUUAUGGCCUCGCUGGGACAGGCAUCUUCCAUGUCUCAUGUAAUUGCCUCACUGGAGCAGGGCAGUGAGCCCUGGGUACCUGACUGGGUGGACGUGACUCCAGCCAUUGCCAGAGAGACUCUAGGUGGGAAUGGCCCUGGUUGUCAUGGAAUGGAGUAUGAGGAGAUACCUUUUGAGCAGAGCAUUUCUAAAGAAGGAUUGUCACAGAUGAGGACUCCCAAGGAAGGCUCUUCUGCCAAGAAGGUUCACACCUGUGAGACAUGUGGCCAGGUCUUGAAGGACAUUUUGCACUUGGCUGAGCAUGAGGAAACAUACUCUGGGCAGAAACCGUAUAUGUGUGUGGCAUGUGGGAAGCAGUUCUGGUUCAGUACAAACCUUCACCAGCACCAGAAGCAGCACAGUGGAGAGAGACUUUUCAGAAAAGGUGAUAGCAGGGCCUUUCCUGUUAACAGCUGCCCUGUCCAACCGUCAGAGAUGCCUUUUAUGACAGGGGAGGGCUGUAAGGACUUCUCAACCAGCUCAAGCAUUUUCCAGCACCAUGCCCCUCACAGUGAGUGGAAGCCACAUGGUAAUACCAAGGGUGAGGAGGCCUUUCACAGUGGACAAAGACAUUACAAGUGCAGUGAAUGUGGGAAAGCCUUUAGCCGCAAAGACUCACUUGUUCAGCACCAGAGAGUCCACACUGGAGAAAGGCCUUAUGAGUGUGGUGAAUGUGGGAAAACCUUUAGCCGCAAACCUAUACUUGCUCAGCAUCAGAGAAUCCACACUGGAGAAAUGCCUUAUGAGUGUGGCAUAUGUGGGAAAGUUUUUAAUCAUAGCUCUAACCUUAUCGUACACCAGAGAGUACACACUGGAGCAAGGCCUUACAAGUGCAGUGAAUGUGGGAAAGCCUACAGCCACAAAUCCACACUUGUUCAGCACGAGAGUAUUCAUACUGGAGAAAGGCCUUAUGAGUGCAGUGAAUGUGGGAAAUACUUUGGUCACAAAUACAGACUCAUUAAACACUGGAGUGUUCACACUGGAGCAAGGCCUUAUGAGUGCAUUGCAUGUGGGAAGUUCUUUAGCCAGAGCUCUGACCUCAUUGCACACCAAAGGGUUCAUAAUGGUGAAAAGCCUUAUGUAUGCAGUGAAUGUGGAAAAGCCUUUAGCCACAAACAUGUACUUGUUCAACACCAUAGAAUUCACACAGGAGAAAGGCCAUAUAAGUGCAGUGAAUGUGGGAAGGCCUUCAGGCAAAGGGCUUCCCUCAUCCGCCAUUGGAAAAUUCACAGUGGAGAAAGGUCUUAGUAUAGGGAAUAUGCCAUCUCCUUGUUGAACAUGACUCACGCCACAGAGAAGCUUCAAGAGUAGCUGUGUGCAGCCAUCAGCCAGAAAUUGAACUUCAUACAUUCGAACAUGUACUCUGAGGAGCUUCUUCUGAAUGUCAGCUAUGUGGGAAGCAUUCUGGGGCUAUGGUGCAUUUUCUAAACUGCCCAGGACCCUUGCUGGAGUUACAUCACUGCCAAUGCCUCUGACAGAAGCCAUCUAUCUUUGCACUGUUUGAGUCCUGCAUGGUGUAUAAGUCACCUUGGCAUGCUUCACAAGGCAGACCUUGGUACUUGUCCUUCCCUUAGAGGGACUGUCAGUAGUCUGAGCCCAUUGAGGAUUCUCCUUCCUUCCCCCCUAGCUGGUUUAAGCAUGAAUGUGAGGAGUGCAACCCAGUUUUGUCCCAGGAGGAUGGGAUUUGUGUUCUGCUGGCCACAUGUAGAGAAAGUUUCCCUUCUUCAUGGACUUUCUUGGUCUCAUAUGGCACUUGUGCCUCUAAGAUAUCUAACCUGCAAUUACCUGCAUUGUAUUGUUAUGGUUUUGCAACAGAUGCCUUAAUUUUUAGACUACCUUUAAUCUCGGGGAUUCUGUUUACUUUAUGGGUUGGAGUGAAAAUAGACUUGAGCUAGGCCAGUAUGAAGGGUUGACCAGCUUUUGUGAGAUCUGCAAUGAUUUGUGUCUCAGAGAUGAUAGCAGGGUGGCAAAUAAUAGCUCUUGUUCCAGUGUGAGCAUAACUUGCAUUGCUGCUUAGACUCUCUUAGGGAAGAAUACCAGUCUUCAUGGGUCUAAUCUUGUGGUCAAUAUGCCAAGAUUAUUUGUGUGACUGGGGUCACCCUAAACAUUGGGUGUGUGUUGUGACAAUUUCUAGAGUAUCUGGGAGCAACAUGAAUUCAAUCCCUUAUUCCCAGAGGAUUUUUCAUAUUCCCCAGGCCUCUUGAGUAGACCUUGAUCCCCUGGGACUGGCCCAGAUUCCUGAAGUUUAUUAUUCAAUAGGCAGAUGCUACUGAGUGUCCUCUAAAAGGCCCAGGUAGGAAUCAUAAUUGGUACAGAGACACUGAUUAAUGGGGAGUUGGGAAACCACAGCAAACUAUGGGGAACUGACCCUUCUAAAGGUAUAUCUGCACAUAUUUCCAUUACUAUGAGUUAUAAGGCUUUACAUAAAUUCUCAGGACUCCUAUACCUGUGUCUCCUAUAGCUAAGGUCACUGUCAGAACAGUUAAUAUUUUCUGCAAUAAACUGUACAUAUUUGUAGUGUACAGUUUGAUAAGUUUUGAUACACAUUUGCACCUGUAAUACCAAAAUUUUCCUGAUUCCCUUUAUAAUCUCUCCCUCUCACCCAUCCCUAGACAACUACUGAUCUGCUGUCACUGUAGUUUGUUUGCAUUUCCUAGAAUUUUAUAUGUAGAGAGUAAUUUAAUAUGUACUCUAAUGUAUUUGAUUUCUUCAACUGUAUAUAAUUAUUUAGUGAUUCAUCUUGU